UGAAAGUGGGGCUUUCAGUAUACCGUCAUUGCAAGUGUUAUCCUUUCGAGAUUGUCAUUUCCAUUUUGAGAGUCUAUCACCGUCGGUGCAAAGUAGCUUGCUGUCAAUCUGCAUUAAUUUAGAAGUCCUUGAUCUCUGCGGAAAUUCUUUAGAUUCAAAAAAUUUGCCUAGGAUAAUAUCACAAUUGAAACAAUUAAGACAUCUUAAUUUGGAAGCCACAAGGCUUGGCUAUUUGCCCGACAACGUAUUGCCGGAACUACCAGUCAUUGAAACGCUAAUCAUGCGCAGGAAUCGAAUAUAUGGAUGGGACAGAGAUGUGUUUUCUCAUGUGACAUCUCUGCAAUUUCUAGAUCUACGCCAAAACUUAAUAAAGAUAGUAAACGAAUCAUCUUUUCCAAGUGCGUUACUUGCAAAUUUGAAAAAGAUAGAUUUAGCAACAAAUCAAUUUGCGUGUACUUGUGAACAAAUAUGGUUUUCCAGUUGGUUACGACAAACACAUAUUACGCUUUUAGAAUACCCAAAACGUUAUUAUUGUACUACACCAGAUAAUUUUAAUGGAAUUUUGUUAAAAGAUUACAAACCUUCCGUUUAUUCGUGCAACCCAAUAUUUUUUAUUGUGAUUUCAAUAUCUGCAUUAGUUUGCUUGUUAAUAUUGACAAUGAUAAUUUUUUUGAAAUGUAAUACAAAUGUUAAGAACUUUGUUUACCUUCUUAAAGUUAAACAGUUUAGACGACAGGGUUAUCUUCCCAUUUUGAAUAGCGAUGAUUAUGAAUAUUAUGCUUUUGUUGUUUAUUGUGAUGAAAAUCGAAUAUGGGUUCAUGACGUCUUCGUUAAAAAACUUGAAAAUGAGGAGGGAUUAAAGUUUUGUAUAUAUCACAGAGACUUUGAUGUAGGAGAAUCUAUCAGUGGAAACGUUGAUAAAUACCUUAAAAGGUCAUGGAAGAUUAUUGUUAUAAUAUCAAAUGCAUUUGCUAAAAGCGAAUGGUGUCAGUGGGAAGUGGAUAUAAUUCAGGAGAGAAGACGUCGACAAGGCAGAGAUGUACUUCUCUUAGUAAUGCUUGAAAAUAUCACAUCGAAAAACAUGACAAGUCCUCUGCGUACUUUACUAGACAGUACCCCGCAUCUGAGGUAUACAAAGGGAAUUGGUGAAAACUUAUUUUGGACUGCAGUAAUUGAAGAUCUUCGAAAAGCCGUUGGACAACCUCCGAUUUCUGAAUUAUAGAUAUAAGUUUUUAUUGAACUGUUGGUCAGUUUCAAUAUAUACCAAUGUAUGAGUAGUGUUGAUUUGUUUUCAAUUAAUGUUGCUAUUUGGGUUGUAUCCAAUUAGUGGAAACUUUAUAUUUUAUCAACAUUCAUAUAUCAUGUAUAUAAUUAUUGUCUGACCAUUACUUAUACA
Messenger RNA from Mytilus californianus (California mussel), 1396 nucleotides. Its product is annotated as toll-like receptor 3. The record is from RefSeq and is a predicted model, not a curated record. Lineage: Eukaryota; Metazoa; Mollusca; Bivalvia; Mytilida; Mytilidae. Gene Ontology annotation, biological process: inflammatory response; immune response; toll-like receptor signaling pathway. Gene Ontology annotation, molecular function: transmembrane signaling receptor activity; protein binding. The transcript has a single exon. Gene Ontology annotation, cellular component: membrane. The coding region runs from base 281 to 1222 and encodes 313 amino acids.